Molecule: messenger RNA, 1542 nt
Organism: Penicillium alfredii
Lineage: Eukaryota; Fungi; Ascomycota; Eurotiomycetes; Eurotiales; Aspergillaceae
Product: glutamate decarboxylase
Exons: 4
Coding region: 1-1542 (513 amino acids)
Biological process (GO): L-glutamate catabolic process
Cellular component (GO): cytosol
Molecular function (GO): pyridoxal phosphate binding; glutamate decarboxylase activity
Source: RefSeq, a predicted model, not a curated record
AUGGUUCAUCUCGCUGCUGUCAAGAAGGACGACGAGGUCGUCCAUCCCUCCAGCCGCGUGGUUGACUCCAUCGGCGCCCCGGACGAGAAUGACUUCUACACUAAUGUGUAUGGUAGCCACUUCGCUGCGGACCACAUGCUCCAGCAUGAAAUGCCCGAACGUGAGAUGCCUCGUCAGAUUGCUGCUCGUAUGAUCAAGGAUGAGCUGAGUUUGGACGGCAAUCCCAAGCUCAACCUGGCCAGUUUUGUGACGACGUACAUGGAAGACGAGAUCGAGUCGAUCAUGACCGAUUCCUUUAGCAAAAACUUCAUCGACUACGAGGAGUACCCCCACUCCGCUGAGAUCCAAAACCGCUGCAUUAACAUGAUCGCUCGUUUGUUCAACUGUCCAACCGAUAGCAGUGGCGAAAAUGCCAUGGGAACCUCGACCAUUGGCUCCUCCGAAGCUAUCAUGCUGGGGACACUGGCCAUGAAGAAGCGAUGGCAGAACAAGCGCAAGGCCGAGGGCAAGGACUGGACCCGCCCCAACAUUGUCAUGAAUAGUGCCGUCCAGGUCUGCUGGGAGAAGGCCGCUCGCUACUUCGACAUCGAGGAGAAGUACGUCUACUGCACUAACACCCGCUAUGUCAUCGACCCCAAGCAGGCGGUCGAUUUGGUGGAUGAGAAUACCAUUGGUAUCUGCGCCAUCAUUGGCACCACCUACACUGGUGAAUAUGAGGACGUCAAGGCGAUCAAUGACCUGCUGGUCGAACGGGGCAUUGACUGCCCAAUUCAUGUUGACGCGGCCAGCGGUGGCUUUGUCGCCCCGUUUAUCCAGCCCGACCUGGCGUGGGAUUUCCGUCUGGAGAAGGUGGCGUCGAUCAAUGUGUCGGGUCACAAGUAUGGGUUGGUUUACCCCGGCGUGGGCUGGGUUAUCUGGCGGUCUCCGGAGUAUUUGCCGCAGGAACUGGUGUUCAACAUCAAUUACCUGGGCGCCGACCAGGCCAGUUUCACGCUCAACUUCUCCAAGGGUGCAUCGCAUGUCAUUGGCCAAUAUUAUCAGCUGAUUCGUCUGGGCAAGCACGGUUACCGGUCCAUCAUGGUGAAUUUGACCCGGAUUGCCGACUACAUGGCGGACCAGCUGCAACAGCUGAGCAUGAUCCUUUUGAGCCAGACUAAGGGCCGUGGCCUGCCGCUCGUGGCCUUCCGCCUUCCCCCAAAUCCCGACCGUGUAUUCGAUGAGUUUGCGCUCGCCCACCAGCUGCGGGAGCGUGGCUGGAUUGUGCCGGCAUACACCAUGGCACCGCACAGCGAAAAGCUGCAGCUGAUGCGUAUUGUCGUCCGCGAGGACUUUAGCAUGAACCGCUGCGACAGCUUGCUGCAGGACAUCAAACUGGCUCUGCAGACGCUCGAGUCUAUGGAUGAAGCCAUGAUGGUCAAGUACAAGGCGCAUAUGCAUAGUCAACGAGCUCACCCGCGACACCAUCGCCAGUCGCAUCCGCACUACAAGAACGAAACGCACUCGCUACAGGGCCAGACGGGUAAGACUCACGGCGUCUGUUAA